UGAUCGUUCGAUACCCGAGAUUGAAGGUUGUCGACAUGGAAAACAACAGGAACACCGGAAACGCCGGAGCCCCACCGCAAGAAAUGCCGACGUGGUUCGUUCGUUGGUUAAACUCCCAACAACCAAGGAAUGUGCCAAACUUCGCGGCGCCAUCGACGUCGACAGCGGUUCAAAGACCGCAAGCCAUCCUUCAGGUACGUCCAAGUACCAGCGCCGCCGCUGAUGUCGAUGGUUGGCAAGUCACUCCACUACCUAGCGACGGGACGACUUCGCCAGAACCCGACCCGGAAAUUCCGGUAGCUCCGGAACCAGCCCCUCUUGCGAGCCCUCUUGUGCAAGAGCCGGGAAGUUCGACCACAUCAGCGACUUCGGGAGCAGUGAUGGCCUCACCACCUAUGCCAAUCACAACAGACAAUGUGGCCGCAAUUUCCGGAGUACUCCGGAGCUUGCUGGAUCGCCCACUUCCAGCUCCUGAACGACCAUCUUUCGAAGGCCUGAAAAGGCAAAAUCCGGUGAAAUUCUUACGAGCCAUUGAAGAAUAUGGACGUUUUUUCGGGCUCGACUCGCAGCGUCUUUUGGGAGUCGCCAUGGAUUGCUUGAAAGGCAAUGCCAAACAUUGGACGGGAAUAUUCCAGAAGAAGUGGCGUGGUUACGAGGACUUUCGACGGGACUUUCUCCGGACCUACUGGUCGGCCAAGCGUCAACGGGACAUCAGAUUUCAAAUCGCUACAGGCCGCUAUGACGAAACCAGGGGCACGAUGCUGUCGCAUUUUGCUUAUUACGUCGACAUGGCGAACAUGUUAACAACACCUUUAUCGGAGGAAGUGUUGCUGGAUGAAUUACUGCGUCACUUCCCCGAAAGAAUACAGUCGUUGUGGGUAUUAGAGAAAAUCUGUACCACCACGGAUGCCGCCGAAUUCCUGGCAGCUCAAGAAAUUCCGGGACAAAAUCCGGGAGAGAAAACCAACAUCGCUCCCAGGGAACGACCCCGCGCAACAGACCACCAGCGGCGUAACGAGCCAAAGCGCCCGCGGCCAAACAUUGACCGCCACGAAGUAACUCGUCCUGCGGCUCCUGCAAAUCGUGGAAAUGGUUUCCCAAAACGCUCAAGUGACGAACAACAAUGGCGCAACAACCAACCCAGCACCAGCAACAACCGUUGGCACAAUAACAACGGAAACAACAGCAACAAUCACUGGCGCAAAAACAACCCCAACGACAACCGCAACAACACAAGUUCGAGAGCGCAGGGUGAAACAUCACGAAACUCCAAGAAUUCGGGAAACGGGGGCGGAGUACAGGACGGGGCCUAAAGUACUCCGGCCAGCAGCACGGCCCACAAAGC
Tribolium castaneum (red flour beetle) is the source of this 1345-nucleotide messenger RNA. RefSeq lists its product as uncharacterized. NCBI's taxonomy places the organism in Eukaryota, Metazoa, Arthropoda, Insecta, Coleoptera, Tenebrionidae. The coding region runs from base 36 to 1313 and encodes 425 amino acids. The record is from RefSeq and is a predicted model, not a curated record. The transcript is spliced from 2 exons.